Messenger RNA from Mizuhopecten yessoensis (Yesso scallop), 1158 nucleotides. RefSeq lists its product as uncharacterized. The transcript has a single exon. NCBI's taxonomy places the organism in Eukaryota, Metazoa, Mollusca, Bivalvia, Pectinida, Pectinidae. Bases 183 to 1139 code for a protein of 318 amino acids. The record is from RefSeq and is a predicted model, not a curated record.
UUCCCCUACGCUGGGCCUCAGGUGGAGUGUGACAGGUAAUGCUUGAUUAAGCUGACUGCUUACCAACACGAAUUGUUUGACAAUGGAGGACGGGCUGAGCUAUAACAGGGCGAAACGUGAAUGUUCGAAGAGUUUUGUAGAGACAUCGUAAGCAAGCACAUGCAAGUUGUCAAUAAUUCUAAAUGACCAUUUCUUUGCACGCUGAUGUCAUGACAGCAGAUGAAAAGCCAGAAUCCAGCCAUGAAUAUAAUUUUUUUCUCGAUAGACAACUUCAGAACAAACUUUUGGAUUUCGACGAACAGGAUAUAGACUCUAGAUAUUUUCAAAAUGUCAAACUUGACGGGAAGUCUUAUAAAGCUCAGGUUCGAAACGAGGAGGUUACGGGAUGGAUUUAUGAUCCAAAAAAUAAUUUCAGAAAACCUGAAAAAGAAAAUAGUAAACAACAAAAAGAAUUUAUUCAACCCUGGAAAGACUACAAGGCAAGACAACAAAAAGAUGAUUCGUUCAUGUUUAGACAUUAUGGGGAUCUGAAGAAAUAUAUUCAACAAUAUCGUCAAGAGCAUUCAUAUGCAAAUGGAUUUCGCCCUCCCGGGAUGACAAAGUCGGAUGUUCCCAUUGGGGAGCUCCGGAAAUAUCUUCAUCACCAUUCUGCUCCAACCCCAAGUGCUGGUGUUAUACAAAAUCAAAUCUCAACACAAAGUCAGUCUUCAACACAGACUCAGGUUUCAACGGUUUGUACGCAAUGUACAAAUACUAAUGGCAGUAAUCAACAGUUAAUAACUGCCUCCAUGUACUAUACAAAUCGGAAGGAUAGUUUAGUUUCUCUACCUAACGGUGCUUCUGUUGGUAACCCUCGUACAUCUAGCAAUCACAGUCACGGACAUCAGUGUAGCAAACACAAUCAUGUUCAUAUUAAUCCGGAUCAUGCUUACAAGUAUAAACUAGCCCCUGAUGCUGCAUGGCGUUCAGAUUCUGUUCAAUCUUCAUGUGUAGAAUCAGAUCGUAAUGAGGGUGUGAGAACUCCAAGAAUAAACUCAGCAAAAGGGGAUAGAGGGAAAUCUCCUACAAAAGUCAUGGUUCCUGCUGGUGCUUCAAAUGGACCCCAAAAAGGCCAUCCUUUACAAACUGUCACAGUGUAAGUAUCAUGAUCAAUAAAGG